Malus domestica (apple) is the source of this 1154-nucleotide messenger RNA. The record is from RefSeq and is a predicted model, not a curated record. NCBI's taxonomy places the organism in Eukaryota, Viridiplantae, Streptophyta, Magnoliopsida, Rosales, Rosaceae.
CAACCAAACACCCCCACAUAUACCUCAAAAAUCUUCCAAGUUCAAAGCACAGAGCUUUUCUUUGAUUUCUUCAAUAUUUUCCACUAUUCAAUUGCUGAGUUAUUUCGUGCUCUUGACAGCUAGGUGUUUGUGAAAAAGCCAAGCCGAGAGAGAGAAAGCGAGAGCGUUCACACUGAUUGGUGAGACCAUCAUAUUUGAUUCACGGUCUUCUGCUUUUGCUUGCGCUUUGAAACUUGUUUGCAAACUUGGGUUUCUAUUUCUUCCUCCUCUUCUGGCAGUUGGGUCUCGAAAGACCCGUUCUUGGGACGUUUUCUGGUGAUGGGUUCUUGCUUAAGUUCUAGAAUCAAAGCUGACAGCCCCCUUCAUAAUGACCUACAAUGCCAAACUUUCUGAUUUUGGUCUAGCCAAGGAUGGCCCAGCCGGUGAUAAAAGCCAUGUCUCAACAAGAGUCAUGGGGACAUAUGGUUAUGCAGCGCCCGAGUAUAUGUCCACAGGUCAUUUAACUGCGAGAAGUGACGUGUAUAGCUUUGGGGUUGUUAUGCUCGAACUAUUGUCUGGCAGACGAGUUGUGGACAAGAACCGGCCAUCGGGAGAACACAAUUUAGUUGAAUGGGCCAAACCUUACCUUGCAAGCAAACGCAAAGUUAUUCAAAUUUUUGACGGUCGUAUUGAAGGCCAGUACUCUCUGGAUGAAGCUCUCAGAGCUGUUAACCUUGCAAUUCAAUGCUUAGCUGUAGAACCCAAGUCUAGGCCAACCAUGGAUGACGUGGUAAAAGCGUUGGAGCAACUUCAGGAGCCCAGUGACUCGGAGGGCUCAGGUAUCUUCCAAAAUGAACAUCGCCCAAACCCUCAUGCAAAUUCAAACCACGCCCCCAAACAUCGCAGACACAGCAUCAACGGAGUCAACAAUGCAGCAACUCCUCAUCGUCCCAGGGCAUCCGCUUCCCUCACCCCAGCAUGAGACAUUCAUCAUCGAUGCAUGCUUUAUCAUUAGUUUGAUUGGUUCAAAGGAAAACUGGGAUUCAGUCUGAAGGGAAAGGGAGGGAAAAGAAAUAGGAAGAAAGCGGAUAGUGUGUAUAUUGAAUACUGUAUCUUGUAACGAGUAUGUAACUGCAGACAGUUGACUAUUUGUACAAUUUUGUUUUGUGAAUGCC